AUGGCACUAGAACUAACGUGUGGAAAGAAUUCUUCAGCUGGCCUGCAUGCAGCCUGUGCGGAGAUAGUUUCAAUCAUCAAGAGCGACACAGAGAACAAAAUAAAAAUAAAAGACAUAGUCCAAAAGAUGGCCAAGAAGCACGGCCUAAAAGACACCCCAAAGCUCUCGCAGAUACUCUCCACCGUCUCUGAAGAAGACUCAGCGGUUAUUUCAAGGCUCCGCGUGAAGCCUGUGCGAACAGCCUCAGGAGUUGCAGUGGUCGCAGUGAUGGCAAAGCCCCACAGGUGCCCGCACAUUGCAAUCACGGGAAACAUCUGUGUGUACUGUCCCGGAGGCCCUGACUCUGAUUUUGAGUACAGCACACAGUCGUACACGGGAUACGAGCCAACGAGCAUGCGCGCCAUCAGAGGGAGAUACGAUCCGUACAGACAGAGCGCAGAUAGAAUCAAGCAGCUCUCUAUGCUCGGGCACAGUGUGGAUAAGGUAGAGUACAUUAUCAUGGGAGGCACUUUUAUGUCCCUGGAUAGAGCGUACAGAAGAUGGUUUGUGAUGAAGCUGCAUGAUGCCCUCACAAGAAGAGAAUCAAACACUCUGGAAGAGGCUAUUUUCUUCAGUGAAAGAAGCACGUCAAAGUGUGUAGGCAUAACCAUAGAAACACGCCCUGACUUCUGCAUGGAGAGACAUUUGAAUGAUCUUCUGUCGUACGGGUGCACUCGAUUGGAGAUUGGCGUGCAGAGUGUCUUUGAGGAUGUUGCAGUGGACACAAACAGAGGACACUCUGUGCGCGAUGUGUGUGAGUCUUUUAAGCUCACUAAAGACACGGGGUACAAGAUAGUUACGCACAUGAUGCCUAAUCUGCCGAAUGUAGACAUGGAGAGAGACAUCCUGCAGUUCCACGAGUUCUUCUCCAACCCAAGGUUCCGAACAGACGGCCUGAAGAUAUACCCCACCCUUGUGAUCCGAGGCACAGGGCUGUACGAGCUCUGGAAGAACGGGAAGUACACGAACUACUCGCCAAAUGAGCUAAUUGACCUGCUGGCGCAGAUAUUCAUCAUGGUCCCCCCUUGGAUACGCAUAUACCGCGUGCAGAGGGACAUCCCAAUGACUCUGGUGAGCUCAGGGGUGGAGCACGGGAACAUACGAGAAAUAGUGCUGGACAGACUGAAGGAGCAGGGGCUCUCGUGCAGAGACAUAAGAACACGAGAGGUGGGAAUAAAUAACAUACACACAAACGAGCUCCCAGAGAAGGUUGAGCUCGUCCGAAGAGACUACGCAGCAAGUGACGGGUGGGAGACAUUUUUAUCGUAUGAAGAUGUGGCAAAGGAUAUCCUUGUGGGGUUGUUGAGGCUGAGAAGGUGCGGGCCCUCUACCUUCCGGCCAGAGCUCACAGAGGGAAGCGUGUCGAUAGUGAGAGAGCUGCACGUAUACGGGAGCGUGGUUCCAGUGAAGGGAAAAGACUUCACGAAGUUCCAGCACCAGGGAUAUGGCAGGCUUCUCGUGGAGGAGGCUGAGAGAAUAGCAAGAGAAGAGCACAACUCUUCCAAGCUGGCAAUAAUCUCAGGGAUUGGGACGAGAAAUUACUACAGAAAGCUAGGAUACGAAAUAGAUGGUGUGUAUAUGUCCAAGUAUUUGUAG
Nematocida minor is the source of this 1635-nucleotide messenger RNA. Its product is annotated as elongator complex protein 3. Gene Ontology annotation, biological process: tRNA wobble base 5-methoxycarbonylmethyl-2-thiouridinylation. The record is from RefSeq and is a predicted model, not a curated record. The coding region runs from base 1 to 1635 and encodes 544 amino acids. The transcript has a single exon. Gene Ontology annotation, cellular component: nucleus; elongator holoenzyme complex; cytoplasm. Lineage: Eukaryota; Fungi; Microsporidia. Gene Ontology annotation, molecular function: iron-sulfur cluster binding; acyltransferase activity, transferring groups other than amino-acyl groups.